UCAUUCUGUCGAUGCACACACAUAAGUACGGCAGCGCCACUGACACGAACCCAAACAACCUGAUAUUUAUCUAUCAAAAAAUACGGUGUGCCAGCAUUUCUCUAAGGCUAUGAGCCAUAUACCCUUUUCUUGGAAGUGAAAUAUGCAGGCUAAUGCUUUGCCUCGUAGAAGACACAUCAUCACCAAUUUAUAAUGGCCGCAUCAAGGUGCAGAAUUUUGGUGAAGGGCAGUAUUGAAAGGGUUGCACAUUCCCUUCUUGCCAGCCCCAAGGCCAGGAACUCAGAGGUUUGGACGACGCCUGCCGGCCUUUCUUACGUCUUUUCCAGAUUACAUUCGCAAUGUAGAGUUUGUCAUAGAGGAUUUACCUCCAGCAUUUUAUAUGAGGCAAAAGGAACCUUAUGGAAGACGUACAAUUCUAAAACGAGCUGUUUGUUCCUUGCAAAUGAGACAGUCUCGCACCAUGCUCGAAUUGCCUGGAAACGGCUGCUUCAGAUUCAUUCAAGCUGCGGAUCAAUUCUGCCACCGAUAAGUAGGAUUACAUGUGUGAUGAGCCUUGCUUUGUCUCGCUCACAUCUGGUAUCUCCUGGCAUUUUGGCCUUCCUUAUCGGACAGCUAGCAUGGAAGCAAAGUGUGGUUGCAGAAGCAGAAGGCUUCACAUCCCCGGAAUCGCUCUACAUGCAUGCAAAGGAUGGACAUAUCUACCUGACUUCAUUUGUCUUCUUGCUUUUAGAGGGCUUGAUAUUGCUCUCAAGAGCAGUAUACUUAGCGUUUCUGUUCUCCCCCUGUAUACUAAUGGCUCCUUUUGCAGACUCCCUUGGUAUUGAGUUUAGGAAGAAGUGGCUUCGCGCUGUGAGAAAAACUCUAGAGAAGGCAGGUCCAGCAUUCAUUAAGUGGGGUCAAUGGGCGGCAGCAAGGCCAGAUCUCUUUCCAGAUGAUAUGUGUAAUGAACUUGCAGAACUCCACUCUAAGGCACCAGCACAUAGCUAUGCAUAUACAAAAAGAAGCAUUGAAAAGGCAUUUGGACGCAAGCUGCCUGAAAUAUUCGAAAAUUUUGAGGAGGAGCCGGUCGCAUCGGGUAGUAUUGCUCAAAUUCAUCGGGCCACCUUGAAAUUCCGAUAUCCUAGACAACGGGUUAAACCCAUUCGUGUCGCUGUCAAAGUUAGGCACCCAGGCGUUAGUGAAUCUAUCAGGAGGGAUUUCGUAUUAAUUAACCUGUUUGCAAAAGUUUCAAAGGUCUUCCCAACUUUGAAGUGGUUAAGACUGGAUGAAAGCAUACAGCAGUUUGCGGUCUUUAUGAUGUCUCAAGUUGAUCUUUCUAGAGAAGCAGCUAACUUGAGUCGUUUUAUAUACAACUUCCGCAGAUGGAAGGAUGUAUCAUUUCCCCGACCUCUAUAUCCAUUGGUGCAUCCUGCGGUUUUAGUGGAAACCUAUGAAGAUGGUGAAAAUAUCUUGCGCUACAUUGAAGAGCUUGAAGAACGUACUACAGAGUUCGAAGGAUGUGACAGCAUCCGAAGUGCCCUUGCGCACAUUGGGACUCAUGCACUACUGAAGAUGAUGUUGGUGGACAAUUUCAUACAUGCAGACAUGCAUCCUGGGAACAUUCUUGUUAGACCACCGCAAGACAGAGCUUCAGGUAAAGGACUUUUCAAAUCGAAGCCUCAUGUGGUCUUCCUAGACGUGGGUAUGACUGCCGAGCUAUCUAAUAAGGAUCGACUCCUUCUGCUGGAGUUCUUUAAGGCUGUGGCACUACGAGAUGGCCGUUCUGCCGCAGAAAGUACUCUUGGACUAUCUAAAGAACAGAGCUGUCCGAACCCAGAGGAAUUCAUCAAGGAUGUGGAGGGAACUUUUGACUUUUGGAGGACACCUGAAGGGGGUGGCGUUCAUCCGGCGGAUUGCAUGCAACAAUUGCUUGAGCAAGUUAGACGUCAUCGGGUGAACAUUGAUGGCAACAUUUGUACUGUGAUUGUGACUACUUUGGUGUUGGAGGGAUGGCAGCGGAAACUGGAUCCGGAAUACAACGUGCUGCAGACAUUGCAAAAGUUGCUUUUCAAAGAAGACUGGGCAGAGUCUCUCUUUCACACAAUCGGAGGGCUGAUGGCCCCAUAAAAAAAGGCUUUCCAACCCAACCCAGGGAAAACGAUUCCACAAUUUUGAUGGAGUAAUAUACAGUAAAGAGGAGAAAUGUAUACACAGCGUCUGGCGAUAGAGAAUAAGGAUGUAUGCCCUUCAUCUUUUUAAGAUUUUAAAAUCAGAUUAGCUCUAACCUCGAAUUCUUAACAUUGUUUCUUAUUUAUUUUUCAUCACAGUGUGAGAUGAUAAUAAAUACUUAUCAAGAAUGUAUUGAUGAAGAGUGUUUGGGACCAAUUGAUUGAAAUUGAUGAGAAUUGAGAGCAACUAGCAGGAUUCUUCCAUAUGGUUUAGAUGCUGAGCCAUAUGUCUCUUUAUGUAUCAAACCCAAGGAACUGGGAGGAAAAUAUUGUAUUAAUCCAACAUUUAGAUAUUCAAAUGAUUGGAUCCGUGGGUAUAGCCUGGUGGUUAAUGAAGUGGGAGGAGAACCAUGAGGUAUCAGGUUCAAAUCCGAGCAGAGGCAAAGAAAAACUAGGUGAUUUCUUCCCAUCUGUUUAAACUUCAAAUCCGAGCAGAGGCAAAGAAACACUAGGUGAUUUCUUCCCAUCUGUUUAAACUUUGGUGGAUAGAGUUGCUGGUUAUUGUUUUAGCAGGUACCCGAUGAAAUAGUCGAGGUGCGUGCAAGCUGGUUUUGACCCCACUGUAUAGAGAAAAGCACCCAAAUGGUUAACUUAUGUCCCUCUUAAGGACAUUAUGUUCAAUAUACUUUGGUAUAUCACCUAGUUAUCACUGUGGGAAUCAGGAAUCUGAUGAGUUUUUUUUAUGGCUCAAUUUGCGAAAUGUGCAUAGCUCAAAUUGGCCUAAACUUUCAGCGAGCUAACCUUGAUAUACUCGAAAUGA
Molecule: messenger RNA, 2967 nt
Organism: Lycium ferocissimum
Lineage: Eukaryota; Viridiplantae; Streptophyta; Magnoliopsida; Solanales; Solanaceae
Exons: 5
Coding region: 193-2106 (637 amino acids)
Source: RefSeq, a predicted model, not a curated record